AUGCUCACACCGCUCGCCCCCGAAGGGGGGGACGGCGACGUCGGGGAUCAGGGCAGAGGGUCAGAGGGAACGAUCGAAGUGGUGGCGCGCCUUGGUGAAAAUCUGGCCCAAGGAGAAAUAAUGCAAGAGGAGUAUCAGAUGCUGGCAUCAGUUGACGUUGCUCACCGCAAGUAUCUUCUGCGGCCCGUGGAGAUGCAGCGCUUACCUAACCUCGAUGCCGACCGCACACCACCGCUCCUGGUCUGCAUCUACGAAAGUCCCGGUCCCAAUGAUCUUCUGCGCUACGUCGAUUGCGGCGCGACCUGGUAUCACAUCCGCCCUGAGGAAGAUGUGAGUUACGAGACCAGUGAUGUUGGCUCGCGUCGAUCCGAUCAGGACGAGCUCAUGCCCUUGCCAACGUUUAUGGAUUUUGCCAUAGGCGCGGCGGAGUGCAUCCAAAUGCUGCAUGACCAGCAGAUUGUACAUGCGCAGAUCCGGGGGAGGCAUUCCACUUCGACCAAGAGACCGGCCGCCGCUGGCUGGUCAGCCCUUGAGAAACAGAAUGAUGCCACGGCCCGUAUCUCCUAUUUGAGCCCCGAGAAAUCUUGGCGAACACCGAUCCAAGCUGACAAUCGCGCCGAUAUAUACUCCCUUGGUAUUAUGCUUUGGAACGCUCUCGUCCGUGAGACCCCGUUCGGGGGCAAGUCUCCCGAGGAAGCGGUUAGUCAGGAGCUGCCGUCUGUAUCGACCUUGCGACCCGACGUGCCGGAGGUCUUUGCACGAAUUAUCGCCAAGGCGACUGCAAGGAAUGUCUCGGAGCGGUACAACUCUGCCCGCGGUCUGCGACAUGACCUCGCGGAGGUACGGAAAUUACUGGCAGCGGGAGAUGCGGCUGUCCUGGAAAGCUGGGAAGUCGCCGGCAAAGAUGUUUCUCCGUUCUUCACACUCCCGCGCACGAUGGUGGGCCGGACGGCCGAGCAGGGUGCCAUCGUGGAGGUCCUAGAUCGUACUCAAAGACUGUACCAGGGAGGCAGAGGGCUUCAUUUGUCGUCGCUGCCGGAGGACCAGUUUGCAACCUUUACUGUCCUUUCCUCAGCAGGCAAUACCCCCGCGGAAGAGGUAGGCCUUAAUUUGGGCGAUGGAUCUCCCAGUUUGAACGGUUCCAUGAGCGGGACAUCUCCUGGCGUUACACCAUCGUAUCUAGCCAAUACGAGCCGCAUGCGUUCCUCCAGAGAUUCACUUUCCGCCUCGAGCGAGAGCAGCGAGUCCGACCCUGUUAUUCUAGAGAGAAGAGGAGUAGAGAAACUAGAGAAUCGAUUGUCUACCUCCUCAUUUGACAGCACGAGUGGCGAGGGAAGCUCACGGUCUAGUGACAACGCGGGAAGGGUAGCUGCACAUGGCAUCGCGGCGCCGAAAGGCCUGUGUGAGAUUAUCAGCAUUGAGGGAGGGCCUGGUUUGGGCAAAUCUCGGCUGAUCACAUCAGUUCAGAUUGAAGCCCGACAAAGGGGCUUCUUUGCCAGCUCGCGCUUCGAUGUCGCAGACAAAGAGCGUAUGCGUCCGGUCUUACACUUGUUUUCGAGUCUGUUCCAACAGGCAUUCUCGGAAAAUAUGAAUGAGCCCAGUUUCCUGCCAAUGUUGCGAAAUCACAUUGGAGGUACAUGGAACACUCUGCACAAGAUUUUAGGCCUGCCCAAAUUUCUUCUCGGUUACAGCCCUAACUUGUUGGGUCAUGUGCCGAACAAGUAUGCUCCUACGACUCUCGUAUUACCACAUCGGCAUCCCCCUCCAGAGAAUACUGGAACGGAGAGUUCUCAAGAAUUUCUUCGGGCCGGAUCCUCUACCAAGACUUUGCCUCUUGUACGGACUUUAGUGGGUAUCCUGCGGGUCUUCGCGCGAUACAAGCUGGUAUGUCUUUGCCUGGACGAUGUCCACCUGGCAGAUGAAGAAUCGUUGGAAUUUAUUGCCCGGAUUGUGUCGGCUCGAAUCAGAAUAGUGGUGAUAAUGGCAUACCGACCAGAAAAUGCUUGCUCGGACCUUAUGAAGCGGAUCCUUCCAUUUAACAAUGAAGGAAUUUUGGCAGGAAGAGAUGUAGAUCUUACCACCAUCUCACUCACACCGCUCAGUGAAGACUACGUGAUGCAAUAUGUAGCGAAAACCUUGUCUUUGUCUGUCCCCGUCAUCUGGCCUCUGGGGGCAUUCAUUCAAUCAAGGACUGGUGGAAAUCCCUUCUACGUCCGUGAAAUAUUGAAUGAUUGUCACGAACACGGAUUCAUCUGCUAUGAUUUCCAGGAGGGGCUCUGGUCGUUUGAUCUUAGCCGCAUCUCGGAGCAUUUCGAGGUGGACAACUACAGCGCCGCCGCAUUCGAUGAUUUCUUAGCCAGGCGCCUGAGCAGCCUUUCGCCUGUCUGCAAGUCUAUCCUGGCCUGGGCAUCCGUUUUAGGCAUGACCUUCUCAUUUAAGUUGGUCCAAAGGCUUCUCAACAACGAUCAGAUGGCUUCCGAACCUGGCUUGCCUGAGCGAGAAGUGAUUCAAGGUCUGCAGGCGAUCAUCCAAGCCUACGUUAUUGUGCCCACAGAGGAUCAUGACGUCUUUUGCUUUUCAUAUAGUCAUUACAUGCAUAUCGCAGCGUCAUUCCACACGAGAGACAAGGAUCGUGUGAACCUGAUAAAAGCACAAGUGCUGUUUCAGUAUCAUUCACAGGACGACAAAUAUCGCAGCAUGUUGGCAUCGGCUAUCAUCGAAUCCGCACCGAUCAUCAAUAGCUAUGUGCAAAUAAGAAAGCCUUUCAGACACUUCAUGUUCGAGUAUGCGAACGCUGCAAGUGAGACUGGAUUACGAUCGACCGCUAUCAAUUCGUACGCAAGCUGCAUCAUACUGCUCCAAGAGGACAUGUGGAACGACGAGAAUGUGGAUGUGAGCUACGGCGAGACGCUACAAAUAUUUACAUCCGCUGCCGAAUGCUACCUUUACCAAGGACGUCAUGAAGAAGCUAGUCAGCUGCUGCAUGCUAUCCUUUCUAAUGCCCGUAAUCCAGUGGACAAGGCUCCUGCCUGGAUCUUGCAAUCGCGUAUGCUUGCACAAUUGGGCAAUUCGACUGCUGCUUUUCAUGCCAUAACAGAAUGCCUCAUGGCUCUAGACAUCACGAUUGAUGAAAAUCCAAGCUUUUUUAAAUGUGACAAAGAGCUUAGACGGCUAUGCGAGGCCGUUUCUGCUGUUCAGACUGAAACCAUUGCUGAGACGGCCCCUCUUGAGCAUCCCACCUUGGCUGCUGCAGGAGCGGUUCUUCUGGAGGCCACUAGCGCGGCUUUCUGGUCAGACACGCUAACCUUCUACCACAUGACGCUUGUCAUGGUUGAUGCCUAUCUUUCGCGUGGUCCUUUUCCGCAGGCGGGCAUGGGGCUCAUGCAGUUGGCUGUGGUAGCAAUUACUCGAGACAACGCGCCAACCUUCGCAAGGCAUUGUGGGGAACUUGCCCUGGCACUGAUUGAACAGUCAAAAGAUCCACAUACUAUAGGUCGUGGCAUCGCUCUAUACUCCUCCUUUGUCGGUCAUAUUCAACAUCCUGUCCAGUCUUCAAUCUCGCAAUUGGAAAGAGCUGUGGAUUCUUCUAUUCGCGCCGGUGACCGAAUUGCCACCAUUCUGAACUUCGGGUUCUUGGCUACCAUGAAGUUUUUUGCUUCUGAAGACUUGGCCGAGCUGGAGGCCUUUUGCAUCUACAGCUGUCAAGACAUUCCCAACUGGCAGACGGAUACGGCCGGCGGUACGAUCCUCAUCACAAUUCGCCAGCUCAGUCGUGCUUUGCAAGGCAAAACAUAUACGCAUGACUCGUUCAGGGUAAUGAGUGACAAAGAACACAGUUCGGUCGAAUAUAAGUCUUGGCUAGUAAGAACAAUCAAAAAUAGCGACCGGCCGCUGAUGCUCUAUGAGAGCAUGGAAAUCGCUCCGUUAUUUCUGUACGGCCACUUCCAGCGAGCGGUAGCACUGGGGAACUCUUGUCUCAAGAAAAUCAACGCCAUAUGGUCCGCACGAAAAACGCGGUUUCUCAUGUUCUUUCAUUGCCUUUCUCUGGCUGGAUGCGUGUGGAUCCGAAAGCAGCAACAACUCGAUGUCGCAUACCGUGCAUGCUCCCCCCAGCUGGCGUCCGAUUUAAAUGGGCGAUCUUUCGAGGCGGGUUUCGAGGAAGAAAUGACAGGCAUGGCAAGGAUGUUACGAUAUUUUAAACGCAAGAUUGAACAGUGGCAGGUUAUCGCAGACGUGAAUUAUCUGGCAUGGACUAAACUUCUGGGCGCUCAGAUCGCCGAGAUGGAGCAUGAUCAAAACGCUGCUCUUUGUUUCUAUCAAGAGGCAAUAGACCACGCUUCGAUGCAUGACUUUGGGUUCGAAGAAGCCCUUGGCCACCAUCUACUAGCCGGGCAUCUGAUGCGUGAAGGCUCUUCCCGACUAGGCACACUGGCUCUGAAGGAAGCAGUUGGUCUCUACCGACAGAUCGGGGCUACGGGGGUGGCUGAUCACGUCCUUCAUUCCCAUGAUCUAGAACAGCCGACAUGGAAAAUCGCACGAGACGCCGCUACUCAAACUGAACCAGACGACAAUAUUACACGGAUUCAUCCUCAACCAUCCGAACUUGGAAACGACGAGACACGGAGCACAGGAGGGUCCGUGGCAGAGCGUGUCCUUCAUAUUUUAGAUCUCACCUCCAUCCUUGAAGGAUCACAAGUGAUAUCAAGCGUUCUCAGGGUUGAUGAGUUGCUUCGGACGAUGUGCAAAAUCGUCAUGCAGAGCUGCCAUGGCGUUGCUACAAUGGCAGCCAUCAUUACCAAGGAGGACUUGACAAUUGGGUGGGCCGUGGCAGCCAGUGGCGACGCAGCUGGUAUCAUAAAGUUACAUGAUCCUCCGACAUCGGUUGAAAACUCCCGCCUUGUCGCGGAAAGCAUCGUGAAUUAUUGCAUUCGCUUUCGCGAGGCAGUGUACAUACCGGACGUCUUGGAGGAUCCGCGAUUCAGCUACGUUAGCGAACCGUGGGCGAUUCAGAAUACCGUUAAUAAAUCGGUCAUGGCAUUGCCCAUUCAUCAUGGGGGCGAGGAGAACGAGCCCAUUGCGCUUCUUUAUCUGGAGGGUCCGCCCAACGCCUUCUCAUAUCGCAACCGCGUUGUUCUGCAGUUGCUCGUCGUCCAACUCGGAAUAAGCUAUUCCAAUGCACUGACCGUCAGGGAAGUGGAACGAGUUUCCGUAAUCAACCAAUCCAUGGUAGACGCUCAGAAGAAGGCAUUAGCGGAAGCGAUGGAGGCCGAGCAAAAAGCGAAGACUGCUACGGCGGAGGCUCUGCGUCAUGCCCAGCUAGCCGAAGAGGCCACCAAGGCUAAAGGCAUAUUUCUCGCCAAUAUGUCCCAUGAGUUACGAACGCCACUCAACGGGGUUAUUGGGAAUUCAGAGCUUUUGCUCAGCUGUCCACUAUCGGGAGAGCAAUAUGAAAUGGCAGAUUCGAUUCGCAUAUCAGCGAACCUCCUACUCACCGUGAUCAAUGACAUCCUCGACUUCUCCAAGAUUGGAGAAAAUAAGGUGCAGCUGCAUAUUCUCCCAUUUUAUGUCGACAAACUCGUCAAGGAAGUCGUUAGCUCAAUGCCGGUCGGCUUUGGAAACAGGCGACGACUCAACAAUGUCCGCAUUAUACAGGAUGUCAACCCACCCCAAACCCACGUAUAUGGCGAUCCCGCUCGGUUACAGCAGAUUUUGGGCAACUUACUCAGUAACAGCCUGAAGUUUACCGAGACAGGGACCAUCACAAUAGGAUCCAGGGCAGACGAUGAAACUGAGGACUCUGUUCGUCUUUCUUUCUGGGUGACGGAUACGGGUAUUGGCAUCCCAGCGCAUAUCAUACAACACCUGUUUAAGCCGUUUACUCAAGCUGAUGCUAGCACCGCGCGCCGUUUCGGAGGCAGUGGUUUAGGCCUUAGUAUUUGUAAAUCUCUUGUGGAUCUGAUGGGAGGCACCAUCGAGCUUAAGAGCGUCGAUAAAGUUGGUACGAGUGUCUCUUUCUCAAUCAUAGUGCCGAAGGUCAAUUCCGGCGGCUCAGGGCCUCUUACUCCAUCAACGCCCCCUGGCAAGUCAAUGGGCUUGCUCGACAAAGCAGCCCCGACUCACAUUGAUCUGUCCCAGAUCCCCCUCUCCGACCUCCGCGUCUGCAUCGCGGAGGACAAUCUUAUCAAUCAGAAAAUCACGAUCCAGUUUCUCAAGAAACUAGGUUUUACCCGAGUGGAUGCCUACGACAACGGCCUUGAAGCCGUGGAGGGCAUCCAGAAGAAAGCUAGUGCAGACCAACCAUAUCACAUGAUCCUGAUGGAUGUUCAGAUGCCUGUCAUGGACGGGUAUGUUGCCACUCGUCGUCUGCGCAGUGAUUCGAUGGAUGCUGUGCGGCGUAUCCUGGUUAUUGCUCUCACAGCCUCGGCAAUUCAGGGCGACCGAGAGAAGUGUCUUGAUUCAGGAAUGAAUGAUUACCUGGCGAAACCGGUCAUGUUAGCGGCUUUGAAAGAAAAGGUUGAUCAAUACCUACAGAUCAAAUAA
Molecule: messenger RNA, 6540 nt
Organism: Penicillium longicatenatum
Lineage: Eukaryota; Fungi; Ascomycota; Eurotiomycetes; Eurotiales; Aspergillaceae
Exons: 4
Coding region: 1-6540 (2179 amino acids)
Biological process (GO): phosphorelay signal transduction system; protein autophosphorylation
Molecular function (GO): histidine phosphotransfer kinase activity; protein binding; ATP binding
Source: RefSeq, a predicted model, not a curated record